AUGGAUCUCCCAAUUCUUUACUACGAUGAAACAGAAUGGGCAAAAACGCAUACUGGUAACAAGGUGAACAAGAAACAUGCAAUCGCUGGAACUCAGAAUAUUGUUAUUGCUGGAAAAACUAUUAUCGAAGAAGGUGUGUCGAUACGUGGAGAUUUGGCGACAGUGAAAAUCGGAAAGCACUGUGUUCUCAAAUCUCGUUGUGUUAUUCGUCCGUGCUUGAAAAUGUUUAGUAAAAAGCCGACGAUGUGCAAUGUGAUAAUUGGGGAUUAUGUUUUUAUUGAUGAGGAUUGCGUCGUAAACGCUGCUCAAAUCUACGCAUUCGUCCAUCUCGGUGCUCGAGCUGUUCUUGGAAAUGGUUGUGUGAUUCGUGAGUGUUCACGUGUCCUUCCCGAUACUGUUAUCCCUGCUGACGCGAUUUUCCCACCAUUCUCAACGAUCGGAGGAAGCCCAGCGAGAGUCAUUGGCACCGAACCUUUAUGUGCUGAGAAUUUGAUGACGGAGGCUAUGACGAUGUACUAUGAUAACUUUGUUCCGCAGCAGAGAGCUACUACGAUCGCAUAA
Molecule: messenger RNA, 561 nt
Organism: Caenorhabditis remanei
Lineage: Eukaryota; Metazoa; Nematoda; Chromadorea; Rhabditida; Rhabditidae
Exons: 3
Coding region: 1-561 (186 amino acids)
Source: RefSeq, a predicted model, not a curated record